This is a messenger RNA of Oreochromis niloticus (Nile tilapia), 5055 nucleotides long. It is a transcript of the gene lrtm1, whose product is annotated as leucine rich repeats and transmembrane domains 1. NCBI's taxonomy places the organism in Eukaryota, Metazoa, Chordata, Actinopteri, Cichliformes, Cichlidae. The record is from RefSeq and is a predicted model, not a curated record. The coding region runs from base 2982 to 4127 and encodes 381 amino acids. The transcript has 4 exons. Gene Ontology annotation, molecular function: protein binding.
AAAAAAAUACAGCAGAGGAAAUGGUGAAAAAGGAGGUAAAGGUGUUUUUUAUAACACAAAAAGAUGACAAAUUAGUGAAUGUAUAUGCCAGUUAAAAUGAUGAUUAUUAUUAUUUUCUAAUACAGAGACAUUAAGAGGAUGACAUGUCUGUUUACCCCCCCAAAAAAUCAAGUUAACAUAAAUCCAGUAUGAACGGCAGAGGAGUUUGCUCUGUGUGAGAUGGUAUUAGGGGUUAAAAGUGCACUGAUUUGGCUGCUACGUGGAAGCUGGCUCAGAACAAAAGCCCAAAUCUGUCUCACUAAUGCUCAGGAAUUUUCUGUACUAUGGGGGAACAUUUAAUUUCCUAAAGUAUGAUUUAAGAACUUGGGGGUAUUUAUGCCCUGAGCUGGGUUUAUGAGUCCAAACAUGAAGAGACAUAAAAUCCACUCUAAAUCCAUCCGAUCACCAAUCUUGUAUAAGUGCAAUCCCAGGCAGGGAGAGAUGACAACGACUUAAAGUCCACAGGUAUUUGGGGAGUCUAAUAAGGAUUGCAUAAAUGUAUAUGUCCAUCAGUGCAGGACUGCAUCUGAAUGUUAGUGCUCUUGUGCAUAACCACAAUUUGUUGAGCGUGCACAUGCAUCGAAUCACAUUGCAGCGGCAGCCCAAAAAACACCUCUAGAACAAGCAUGCACGCAAACACAGAAAAGAGAGAGCGAUGUAGUGAUUUUCACAUUUGUUUGUGCAUUCAUCCAGCAGCAGUUCCACAGCACACGGGGUGGAUCAUGUCAACAUCCUGCAGAAUUGUCAGAGGACGAACAGAACAGGAGAAUGCAGAUAGUCCUCAAAGACUUAACUGACCUCUCCCUCCUGUCUUGUUGUUGCAUUAGACUUGAUUCACUGCUGUUCAGCAAUAUAAAAAUACUGGAAACAGCUAGUUUCAGCCUCCUAGCAGACACCCCUAUGGUAUCAAUUUCAAAAUCCUGCAUCGCCUUAUUCUCAAGUUAUCGCAUUCACAAGAUUUUCAAACCUCUGACCUCAUGAGAUUUGAAAUCACCCAUGAUUUUCAGUAGACGCACAUAUGAUAGCAUUUUGAAAAUCCUCGCAUUCGCAAGACUUUCAGAAAACAUGACCUCUGACCUUGAGGUCAAGGUCACUGAGACUCAUCCAAGAUUUUUAGUAGCUAGAACUUAUCAAUCAAUUUGAAGCUUCUGCGUUGCCUAGUUCUCAACUCAUCUGAUUCACAAACUUAAGCAUACAUGCCAUCUGCCUUUUAUGGCUAAAGAAUAAAAAGGCAAUCUGUUUUGGCUAAAUCGCAAACAGUUUUGUGAAUGAGAAAAGAUCAUGCACAAAUAGCAUCUAUGUAGCUUCCCCUUAAGGUUACUUCCACACGCACUGAAGCAUCACAGGAUAUCACAUGGUCACAUGGUGAUAAUAUGUGGCAUCCUAGUCAGAGGAGGAUUUGUAGGACAUGUUUUUUCCUUUUUUUUUUUAGGUAACUCAAGGAGACGUUUACACGUUACAGCACAAACACAGCAGACUGUCUGGGCAUAUCAACCAUAUGGGCUUUUAGCAAAUACAAAGGUGUCAUCACACAUUUGCGGAUGUAUUUGCCUGUGUGGGUGUACAGAACCACUCCAGCGUGCAAGUGAAUGUGUCCAUUUGUCUUUACGUCUGUGUGUGUUUGUGUGCAAGUACAUGCUCCUGUACAUGAAUUUAUGUUUGCCGAGACUGCAGUAGUCGCUCAAGGUUAAUUGAGCAAACCUUUAGUCAUUUAGAACAAAAAUAAUGAAUUUAAUAUAAACUGGUGACACAAACUGACUUCAGGUUUAACAGUAUAUGACAGAACUAAAAUAACUGUCAGGCCCUUCAGCAGAGAAAAGAAGGGAUGUAAAUAUGGAUGGACAGGAGAGCAAAUACCACAAAGGGUAUUGCAGGACUAAGCCCGCAUGUAAGCUUAAUCAUAUUUAUCAUAAAAAAAUGAUAAUCUCUCCUGUCCCUUCCUUUGUUCAUUUUUUGCUUCUCCUUCAAGCCACCCAUGUGUUUAUACGAGCUUAAAAGUCAAUCCAUUUACAUGCACACACACACACGCACAUUAAGAAGAAAAAAAAAAUCCAUGUAAAUAUAUUGCAACAGCUACAUAUCCUAAUGUGUGUGUACAUGCGUAUGGGUGCAUUCGUGCAUUCUGUGUUGCUGUGCUGGGGGCGUGUUCUGCCAGCCCUUCUGCCCACGGCUCCUGCAUAAUACCAUCCAAGCAUGCCACAGCAACGGGCAUCCUCUGACAAUGUUCGCUGCGUGCUGAAGUGUUUGCAUAUUUGUGUAGAGGCUGCAAUCCAGAUCUAAUUUUGUCUUGUUCGGUUCUUGCCAGAGCAAAUAGGAGGUAACGUGAAUGUCAGUGAAUGUGUUUGUGCUGUGAUUUAAGAGGCACAGCUGUCCACUGAGAGAUGACACACCAUCACACUCACAAAUGCAACUGGGGACAGGGAGAGCGAGGGAGCGAAAGAGAGAAAGACAUAGAAGCGAGACAGAAGGACAGAGUGUUGAUUUGGUUUGAAGAGCCGAAAUUCAACAUAAACGAGCAAGACGAAAUGUAAAAGAGAAAAAGAAUUCAACAUUAGGAUGCAGAAAAUUACAGACAGAGGCAGAAAAAGAGGUUGAGAGAUGGUAGGAGAGCAACAGGGAGAGAGAGAUAAAGAGCUAGAGAGGAAGAGAGAGAGAGAGAGCAAGCCAGGGAGAGAGAGGCAGAGCUUCCUAACUCUAGUGAUUCCCAGACUGGCUGCCUGGCUGGCACUGAGCUCUGUGCUCUAAUUCACCCGAUCUGAUGGGGUUUCAUGCCCUUGCUGCCAGUGCUGGGGGUUUUAAGAGCAACACGGGUUUCUGCUGUUGAUCUUAAAUCUCUUCAGUUCUCACCUACUGACCAUAUCAGCCUACACAGAUGAUUACCAGGACAAGCUAAUCUCAGCCUUACUGACUGGCUAAUGGAUCUUCAACUGAAACACCAGUAAAUGCAAGUGGCCCAAAGACGACUGGCAGAAAUGAGAGCGAUACUGGCGUGUACUGUCCUCUCACUCCUGUCUUUGUCACAUGCCUGUCCGAAGGAGUGUAGCUGCAACAGCAACACCAAAGUAGUAGACUGCCGGGGUCGAGGACUGUAUGACAUCCCGCGACGACUGCAUCCAGACACCCAGGAAUUAUACCUUCAAGAUAAUCGCAUCAGGGGGCUGGGAUCAAUGGCUUUCAGGGAAAUACCCCUUGUUCGCAUUCUCGAUAUAUCUAAUAACUCGAUAACAACAAUUUCGCCAACUGCUCUGCUUGGGCUGAGAACACUGCAGCGACUCAGCCUGGCUCACAACAACCUGAGGGAGCUCGAUAAGCGGUUGCUUGGACCUAUCCGCUCACUUUCACACCUUGACCUCUCACACAACAGCCUGUGGGGUUUGCCUGGAGCCAUGGGGGACAGUUUGAGGAACCUCAGCCACCUGGGGCUAGCACACAACAGGCUGACAAGAUUAGAUCGUUCCCUGUUGGAGGCCCUGACACACCUGGACAGCCUUGCACUACGCAGCAACCCCUGGAGGUGUGACUGCCAACUUAUAGGCCUCAAACUCUGGCUGGAGACCUACCUCUUUAAAGGUGGAGUGGUAGAUGAAGUGCUUUGCUCCCAACCGGAAGAAAUGAAGGACAGAGACCUGCAGAAGAUCCCUUACCAGCUCUUCCAUGCCUGUAUGACUACAAGCUACCAUUACCUAUUUGCCAACAUACACCACCUUGAGUCUGAGAGACUACUACAAAGUCACACCCAUGGCAACCACGCUCAUCCCUCUAGCCAUGCUCUCCACGUCCCCAUGGCGAUGGGGGAGGGAUUUGGUGGUGGAGGUGGAGGCGGAGGUGGCAUGGCAGAGUGCGAAACUAAGCAGAAGCCACGGCCCGUCAACUUGCGGCACGCUAUUGCCACAGUGAUCAUCACCGGCGUAGUGUGUGGGAUCGUGUGUCUGAUGAUGCUGGCUGCCGCGGUGUACGGAUGCGCCUACGCUGCUAUCAUGGCCAAAUAUCAGCGGGAGUUAAAGAAGAAUGAGGAGCUAGCGGCAGCGCAGGGUGCAGAUCACGCCACAGCAGAUGAGAAGGAACCACUGGAGAACGCCAUCGCCUAGGAGAUGACAACUACCCUGAGACUUAAAACCUGGGCCUCAACCCUUUAACCUAAUUGUCUGCGGAUGCCACGCGUGUGCUUGUGCAUGUAUGUCUGCGAGAACAAAAACAAAAAAAAGAAGAGAGAGCGAGCGAGAGAUUAUUUAUUUACGAGUAUGUUGACCUCAUUUCUGAGACUUGGGUAGCUAAAUUCCACAGGUAUCUGACUAUGCACUGAUUAGAAGAGUAUCUUCUACUGUAUGCGGGUUUGAAGGACAGGCCAAAGAAUUCAAACAUUCGUUUUGUCUAAGAAAAGCAUAUCACUGAUAGGUACAGAUAUAUUUAUAAUUGUGUACUUGUAGGUAUAAUAGUGAAGCUCUUGUAUUUAAAAAAUGGACUUUAGAAUUUGGUUGUCGUUUGGUUGUUAUUCGUAAUUUUGAUAACUCAUAGUAGGCAGCUGCUGUCAGUUCUGUCGCAUCAUUGAUGUGAGUGUAUGUGAAUGAGAAUGACUCUGUGUUUAUAUUUGUGACUGAGCGUGCGUGCGUGUAUGUGUGAAAUGCGUACUGUAUGCACAUAUUACAGUGACAUUUUAUGCGUCUGUGCCUAAUAAUGUGACAUAGGUUUGAGGAGGAAGCGUGUUUUCUUAAAGGAUAUUUUUCCGACAUGUGACGUUAAAAAUGGGAAAUUCGUUGAAGCAAUAAUGAAACAAACUAAAACGAAAACAACAACACAACUCGGAUUCAGCCUUGUUGUUUUUCUCUUAACUUUAUGAGUCUGAAUUAUCGUCACGCUGCACACAAUCACACCCACACGCAGACACACACUAAGUUUUAGAACUACAGGUUUUGAGAACAGUCAAACAGUCUUGUUUGUGAUUUUAUGCUGAUUUCAUAAUGGUAGUCAUGUCCUACAAUAUGUAUUAUAUAUAAUAAAGGGAAGCAUUUUACCUGA